Messenger RNA from Oppiella nova, 654 nucleotides. The record is from the annotation of a GenBank genome assembly. NCBI's taxonomy places the organism in Eukaryota, Metazoa, Arthropoda, Arachnida, Sarcoptiformes, Oppiidae.
AUGUCUGGCAGAGGAAAGGGAGGCAAAGGUUUGGGAAAAGGAGGCGCCAAACGUCACCGAAAGGUUCUUCGCGAUAACAUCCAGGGUAUCACCAAACCCGCCAUCAGACGUCUGGCCCGCAGAGGAGGCGUCAAACGUAUCUCUGGUCUGAUCUAUGAGGAGACCAGAGGUGUGCUGAAGGUAUUCCUCGAGAACGUGAUCCGAGACGCCUCAAAUCCAUUGAAAGCAAUGUCUGGACGAGGAAAAGGAGGCAAAGGUCUGGGAAAAGGAGGCGCCAAACGUCACCGAAAGGUUCUUCGCGAUAACAUCCAGGGUAUCACCAAACCCGCCAUCAGACGUCUGGCCCGCAGAGGAGGCGUCAAACGUAUCUCCGGUCUGAUCUAUGAGGAGACCAGAGGUGUGCUGAAGGUAUUCCUCGAGAACGUGAUCCGAGACGCCGUCACUUACACCGAGCACGCCAAGAGGAAGACUGUCACCGCCAUGGAUGUGGUCUACGCUCUCAAACGCCAGGGACGCACUCUGUACGGCUUCGGCGGUUAAACACCUGUCCAUCACUUCACAUCAUCUCAUCCAUCAAACGGCCCUUUUUAGGGCCAAUACAUCCAUGUCUUAGAGGAAGAGUACUGUAAUUGCCGUCAAUUUGUUGCCAUAUCU